Colletotrichum lupini is the source of this 1608-nucleotide messenger RNA. RefSeq lists its product as uncharacterized. The record is from RefSeq and is a predicted model, not a curated record. The transcript is spliced from 10 exons. NCBI's taxonomy places the organism in Eukaryota, Fungi, Ascomycota, Sordariomycetes, Glomerellales, Glomerellaceae. Bases 1 to 1608 code for a protein of 535 amino acids.
AUGACGCUGGUCGAGUCUAUCGAGAUUCUGAGCCUACCCAACUUCGGAAUGAGGGGGAGGGGGGGUAGCGACGUCUCCAAAUUCCCCGCCGCAGGACGGAGGCGAACAACGCUGUCUGAGAUCUUGGACAGAUCUUCUAGUGCGGUUGACCACGGGGUGGGUGGCCGGCCAGUCCACGGGAUCGAGAGAGACUACACGACAAACCGGUUUUGCCUUGAGAAGAAAGAGGCGGUGUAUGGGUUUGGUCAUUCCUGUCAGUCAGGACAGCCCAUCAAUCUGCUUUUCAAUCCGAGUCCGUCUGUCAGUCUGCCAGUCAAUUCUCCCAUGGAACGUAAGAGAAGUCCGGGUGUUGCUGCGUCGGCUUUUCCCCUCUCCGUUGAGGCUCUGGGCCAAGGAAAGCUCACGGGCCUAAAUGUGCCUUUGGUCCGCGUGCCCAGGCCAGGCGAGUGCAGCCCAGUCUUACCCCGGUGUCGAAUCCGGGAAGCCUACCUCGCGCUGACCGCUCCCAACAGGGCAAAUGAACAAACCUCCAGUGCUCAAGACACUUACCUGUCCCCCCGUGGCGAAGACAAAAGCAGAACUCUCCUUCAAACCCAAGAUGCAAGAAAUAAGGAAGAAUCGCAAGUUCAAAAAGCGUUUCUCGUCCGCCCUGCUUUCACCAGAUCGUCAGGUCUUGGCGAGCGAACGAACGGUUCUUGGGCAUGUGGCUUAGGCUUUUUGUCCUCCCGCCAAGAACUUUCGCAGGUCGCACUCGGCAGCGGCGCCCCUUUCCCUUCUUCUGCCCCGGAAGUCUCGGUUCGGUACAAGACAAAAGAAUACGGACCUUCAGACGGAACCUUACAACACACACCGGCACACAAAAAAACGUUUGGCGCCCGUCCGUCGGUCCUGUUGGAUGACUUCAUCGCCGGGGGAUGUUCUCCACAGCCCACCGGACACCGCGCGUCCGGCCGCCCGGAAAGGCAGUCCCCGACUUUCCCAGGCAAUUCGAUGGGGAAUUACCUGUGGCGGGGUCCCACUUCUUCCCGGUACUCAGAUCUGGCCCGGGCCCCAUUCCCAGAUCUUGAAGCCGCGGGAAUUGUUUACAUACGGCCGCCCCAUGUUAUGUUUGCCCCUAAUUCGCCUGUCAUUCGUCAUCGGCCACCCAGAAAGCUGCAAAGUCGUCUGCCAAGCUGUGAUACCAACUUUACAAUUGCGCCCCGGCUCUCUGGUAAUGCCCGCCUGCCAACAUUCGACCUGUGCUUCCGUGGUUCCUACCACGGAUCAGCCUGUGCCCAGGACAUGGGACAGGUGACCAGGACAGGUCGCAAAGACCGCCAGACCCAAGCAAAAUUCAUGGCAAAGAGUGAGACGAUCACGCCCAAGGAUGCCGCUCCUCUUUGCUUUGAGCAGAGCGAGUGGACUAGAGGGUUUGCUGCUGGGAGACCACACGAUCAAUCCAGAACAUUUGAUUCUGGCGAAUGUGCGGGACACAUCGGUUCCAUAGCCCGCACACGCAUGCAGUCUCCCAAAGACAUCGUUCCCAAGACCGAUGCAUCAUGGCCUAUGCAUCCGGUCCUUACCGAUUCCUCCUGGUUCUCAACCAUCCCACCGAGCCUCUUCCCCUGA